AUGUCCUCACUUUCAAUUAGCCCAUUUGUGUCUGGAAGGGGCCGUGAACUGUUCACCUUCCGACUGAGGAGGUGGAGCCACUGUCGAGUCACAGUGGCAUUGCCAACCCUUGCUAUGAACAUCACGGCCGAUCAACAGUUCAUUUACCUGGUUACCAAGAUGGAUGCUGUAGAAGGGGCUGCACAGAGUCCGCAGCCCGCCAGUGAUGAUUCCCAGAGGCAGAGGCAGAGGGAUGAUCCCACCCGGAACAGAUACGCCGGGCAGAGGCCCAUAAACCCAGAGAGGCUCAAGGACUUCGGGGAGGACGAGUACGUGGGCAAAGAUGUGAAGACUUGGGAACUGACAGUAACGGGCCACUCCGAAACCCUGCUCAACACUGGCCAGGACGUGACAGCCUACAAGGCCAGCAGGAGCCCUGAACCCUGCACUAGACAAGCUCCUUUCGAGGACAUCAGGACUGCUGCCUUUAAAAUCCAACACGGGAUCCAGAAAACUCCAUGCACGUAUUCCAGGCUCUCCAAACAGUACGGGAUGGAAAUCUACCUGAAGAAGGAAUAUCUGCAUCACACGGGCAGUGUGAAGGAGCGUGGCGUGUGGUACCUGCUCACCUCUUUGUCACAGGAACAGCAGAGGAAGGGUGUGAUCCUGGCAUCGGACAAUGACUUCUCCAAGGCCGUGGCUCACCACGCCACGGAGCUCCACGUCCCCGUCUUUAUCAUCCUGUCAGCCAACACCCCGCCGGGCAGAGUUAAGACCUGCCGCGAGUACGGAGCCAUGGUGAUCACCUAUGGCAGCGGUGCUGAGGAAUCCCGGAGCCACGCCCAGAAACUGGCCACUGAGAAUGGCUACCUCUACCUGCAGGAGGAGGACAGCACGCCAUACCUGGCAGGACUGGGCACCAUGGGGCUCGAGGUGUACGAGCAGGUGAAUAAGCUGGACGCCGUGAUUCUGCCGGCAGGCGGGCAGCGCCACAUCCUGGCAGGAGCCGCUGCACCCAUCAAACACCUAAACCCCGGCAUUACCAUCAUUGGUGUGGUACCUGAGAAUUACCCAACAUUACAACAAUCCCUCGGGGUAGGCCCCACUAUGAAGGAGUCAGCUUACACCAGCCACAGAUUCUAUGGAGAAUUGUUCAACUCUUCGUUUGGCAGCAGCACUUGUCAGAUGAGUGAGGAACUAAUAGAUAAAGUUGUUACAGUUAAGGAGGCAGACAUCCUGGUCUCCAUGCUUCGCCUCAUGGAGUAUGAGAGGGCCACCGUGGACGCGACGGGAGCGAUUGGCCUGGCCGCUGUCAUUGCCGGGAAACUACCCGAACUCAAAGGCAAGAGGGUGGUGAUUGCAGUCUGCAGUGGGAACGUGGAUGUACCACUGAUGCGGGCGUGCCUAGACCGAGCCCUGGUGCUGGACAACAGGAUGUGCAAGUUCUCCAUCCAGAUGUGUGACAACACCGGGGACCUGGCGAAGCUGCUGGAGGUUCUCACCCGCGAGGAAGUGAGGGUGUUGGAUGUCAUUCAGGAGCGGUCUUUUGUUACCUCGGAUAUUUUCAGCAUUAAGGUCACUUCUGUUAUCGAGGUCCGAGAUCGAUCGCAAAUGGUGCAGGUGGAGAGGACGCUGAGAGAACGCUACACCAAUUUCACCUGGGUGGAACGGGCUGAAGACUGA
Amblyraja radiata (thorny skate) is the source of this 1662-nucleotide messenger RNA. Its product is annotated as L-threonine dehydratase catabolic TdcB. Gene Ontology annotation, biological process: L-serine catabolic process; L-threonine catabolic process. The record is from RefSeq and is a predicted model, not a curated record. Bases 1 to 1662 code for a protein of 553 amino acids. Gene Ontology annotation, molecular function: L-serine ammonia-lyase activity; threonine deaminase activity. Lineage: Eukaryota; Metazoa; Chordata; Chondrichthyes; Rajiformes; Rajidae. The transcript is spliced from 11 exons.